GCGUGAAGAGAGUGGCAGCACGUGGCCGCACCGGCGCCCUGGGCCGAGCUGCGUGGCCAUGGACGUGGGCGCCGACGAGUUCGAGCAGAGCCUCCCUCUGCUGCAGGAGCUGGUCCUGGGCGCCGACUUCGUGGGUCUGGACAUCGAGUUCACGGGCCUUCGCUCCAACCUGUCCCGGCCCCAACAGAUCAGUCUUUUUGACUUGCCCUCGGAAUGGUAUCUGAAGACCCGCCACAGUGUUCAGCAGUUCACCAUCUGUCAGAUUGGAUUGUCCGUGUUUUCCAGUAUUGAAGGAGAAUCAAACAAGUAUGUAGCCCAUUCAUGUAACUUCUUUCUCUUCCCUACGACAUUUGGGAUUUUGGAUUCCGAAUUCUCUUUCCAGGCUUCUAGUGUUCAGUUUCUGAAUCAGUAUGGCUUCGACUAUAACAAGUUUCUCAAAAAUGGGAUCCCCUAUAUGAAUGAAGAGCAGGAGAAGAAAAUCAAACACAACAUCCUGACUGGGAACUGGAGAGUUCGCAGGUUCUGGUGGUUUUCUGCAGCAUCCCACUCUCAUGUGCCCACUUUCAGUUCUCUGGAUAAAGACCAGAUCAAGGUGGUGAUUGAUGAGGUGACACGGUGGCUGGAUUUGGCUGAGGAGGGCGACUGGAUGACUCUCCCCGGUAUCGCUGGCUUCCAGGCCUUUGAGGUCCAGUUGGUGCUGAGGCAGGCCCUCCCUGACAUCUGGACGGUCCUGAGAGACCAGGGGAUUAUAGUAAAAAAAGUGAGUAAACAACACCGCUGGUAUCUUGAGAACACCUCCUGUGAUCGAGAGAGCUGUUGGAAGGAGAAGAUUCUUCUCUCUGCGAGGGGCUUCUCGGUGUUUUUCCAGAUGCUGGUGAAAGCCCAGAAGCCCCUAGUGGGCCACAACAUGAUGAUGGACCUGCUGCAUCUCCACGAGAAGUUCUUCAGGCCGCUCCCAGAAAGCUAUGAUCAAUUUAAGUUGAAUAUCCACAACCUAUUUCCCAUUCUCAUUGACACCAAGAAUGUGACCAAGGACAUCUGGAAGGAACUGAAUUUUCCAAGAGUUUCAAACCUUUCAGAAGUUUAUGAAGUCCUAAACAGUGACUUGAAUCCUACCAAAAAUUCUGGGCCAGUGGUUAUUCAUGCAAGCAAGUGUGAAAAAUACGUUGAGACCAAGUACCCCCAUGAGGCCGCCUAUGACGCCUUCCUCUGUGGAUCAGUUCUUCUGAAAGUGGCACACUUGCUCCUAUGGAGAGUACACAGUGCUGGUCCCAUGCCUGAGCCCUCCUUUUCUCUCUACCUUGACGUGCUGGCUCCCUAUGUGAACCAGGUGAAUCUUAUCCGAGCUGGGGUCCCUAAGAUUAACUUUUCUGGUCCAGAUUGCCCCAGUAUCCGGCCUCCCAUCCUCCUCCUGCGUGUCCGUAGGUGGCCUGGGGUCAGCGAGCAGCAAGUCUAUCGUGAGUUUCAGAAUGUCUGCAAGUUUGAUGUGCGGCGCCUCUCACGGAGCCAGUUCCUGCUCUUGACCAAUAAGUUUAAGGACGCUCGGAGCAUCCUGAAGGAGUACAGGGGCCACCCCACCCUGCAAGUCUCCCUGUACCGAUACUGGAGACACUCCCCGAACAUCAACUGCUUGUUACAGGUCUGUGGUGUGGUCACUACCUGGGCUCUCCUGGCGCUUCUCCUCGGAAGACCUGGCCCCUGAGUGCAGCCUGCAGCCCCUGUCCUAUCUCUGCACCAACCUGGGACAGCCAGCCGGGUUUUUUUUUUUUUUUUUUUUCUUUGUGGGUUUUGUUUGUAUAAAUCAUAUUUUACAUGUAGACCGAUCUGUGAGGUCCUUAUGAGAAGCUUUGUUCUGAAUGUGAAAUACUGUAAUGAUCAUCAACGAUAAAGAAAUCCUUAGAUGUGGCACUUUGGUGGCCAGAACUUUUCUUUCUGUAAAUGGGGAGAUGUUCCCACCCCUGGGAAUUUAGGCUAGACCCCACCCCACCCCCAGAGGGUCUCCUGCACAGACCAUGAGCAUGGGAGCUGGACAGCAGGUGAACCAAAGACUACGUUAUUUCUGGGAGAGAAAGUUUUGGCCGAUAGGCCAUUUCCCAGUUGGGAACCUCUACCAGCCUGAGUUUAGUAAA
Messenger RNA from Canis lupus familiaris (dog), 2129 nucleotides. RefSeq names its product PARN like, ribonuclease domain containing 1 (gene PNLDC1). NCBI's taxonomy places the organism in Eukaryota, Metazoa, Chordata, Mammalia, Carnivora, Canidae. Gene Ontology annotation, cellular component: endoplasmic reticulum; cytoplasm. The transcript is spliced from 19 exons. Gene Ontology annotation, molecular function: RNA binding; poly(A)-specific ribonuclease activity. Bases 59 to 1702 code for a protein of 547 amino acids. Gene Ontology annotation, biological process: nuclear-transcribed mRNA poly(A) tail shortening. The record is from RefSeq and is a predicted model, not a curated record.